This is a messenger RNA of Thamnophis sirtalis, 1945 nucleotides long. It is a transcript of the gene SHISAL2A, whose product is annotated as shisa like 2A. The record is from RefSeq and is a predicted model, not a curated record. Lineage: Eukaryota; Metazoa; Chordata; Lepidosauria; Squamata; Natricidae.
ACCAGGCGUCAAGGCGAUUUCUCCGCUGCUUCGGCUCCGGUUUCGCUUCCAGCCGUUUCUCGUCUCCGAAAGUAACUCGGUAACUCCCGGGCGGGCAGCGCACCAUGAGCACCGCUUGCAGCAGCUACGUGAACACCGACAAAGUGCUGGUGGGCUCCUUCAGCUGUCCGCGGGAAGACGGCGAGGCUGACGCGAUCUAUUGCUGCGGCUUCCAGGAUAUCAAGUAUUGUUGCGACGACCCUAACAGCUUUUUCCCUUACGAGCACAAUUACAUGUGGUGGCUCAGUAUUGGAGCACUUAUUGGCUUGUCGGUUGCUGCAAUGGUCUUGCUGGCUUUUCUCAUCACUGUGUGUGUCCUCUGUUACUUGUUUAUCAGCAAGAAGCCACGAAACAAAUUGGAUACAGGCUUAACCUUGAACUUAGAAGCAGCAGGCAGAGAAAUUAGAAGAAAUUCUUCAAAUUGAAGGAAGGUAUAUGGAACAGGUUCAACUGAGUUCUGCAAGCAGUUAGGAAAGAAGUACAUUUGUCCAAAGGCACCAGCAAAGUAUUCCAGAAAUGAAGGCAUUCUCUAAUUUCAGACUAAACUGUGAGAAUUCAAUGCAAAGAGAGUGCCAACAUAUGUAUGGCCAUGUGUAUGUGUUUGUGUACACUCUUCUUGUUUCCUUGCCAUGCUAAUUGUUAUUUAUGCUCAGAGCCAACCUGAAUGUACGUCCUGGAAUAUAACAUACUUAUCACUAUUAAUUUAGCAUUUUAGGCCCUAAUCCGGUAAUCCCGAAAAGGCCUAUAUAUUGUCUUACACAGGCAAAGCUAGAAUCUUAACCACUUUUAAUAAUUGGUCAGUGGCUUUAAAUAAAUGGUAAAAAGAAUACUAAACAAAAUUAUACUGUACAUGUCAUUACUUCUGGAUCAAAAUGUGAUGAUGGUUCUUGGAUUUGUAUAUUCUGUUGCAAAAAGCUUCAGAUUUGUUCUCUCACAGUUCCAAUUCUUUGUAAUAAGCAAGCCUAGAUAAAACUAGUUGGGGGCCAUUAAAGUAGGCAACUUGUGCGGAUCCCUGCCAAUAACGCUUCACUAAAUUAUAUUAUUAGACCAUCAAAUUAGGGUGUUAAUCAGAUUUGACUCUUAUCUAAAAAAAAAUAUUCUAAAAAACUACAUUUGCAUUUACUCAUUUGGCAAAGUUAAAUGUAACAUGAAUGUUACAUUUGGAUGUUAUACAAUAUACAGAUACCACCCAUCCACCCCCCAAAAAAUUAAGAAUUAAGAAAAUGAUCUUAUCUCUUUUGGGGUAUUAAUUAAAUAAAAACAAAGAGGGCUAAAAUACUUUUUAUCAAUAAACUUCUUAUCAGCAAUGAGGAAUCUAAUAGCAUCUUGUCAAACUAAUAAGUUUUAUUAAAAACACACAAGAACGACUUCUAAUUUUUGGCUUUUGUAGAUUGACAUGGUACUUGACUGCAAUGCCUCUUGUUAGAAAAGUAAUUAACAGAACACAGAAUAAAACACAAUAAAACAAUACAUAUAAACCAGCUCUUGAAAAGGAAGAGGAAAAGGUCAUCAAGAUGCAUAAAAAUGCUUUCUCUCAGCAGUAGAUCUGUAAUGCCUCCAAAUGUAUAAUGUUCAGAUUUUUCUCUGAGAACUGUGGCAAAGAAGCCCACACUUACUAUUUCAUAAGAGAAAGUUGCCAAAGCAGGAAUCAUUCAAAAACAGGGAUUCUCUUGGGCUCUCCAUGCAUUUUAUAUCCAGCAGAAUCUCCUACUUGUGUCUUGCUUGAUGGAUCUGUGUAGGCAUUGUGGAGAUUGUUGUAUAUUUCCAAAGCCUUUUCUUCUAUGCAGUAGAUCAUCGCAGCACUUUUAUCAUCCUUUGAUUUCCUCAGCCAUUUAUGAAUUGUAGAUAUAAUUGCUGUUUCAUUUUCCUCAUUUUUCUCCUUCCUUUCCUGCCAGAUUUAACUAGA